CUUUGGUACAAUUUUUUAUUCCCGGGCCCGCUCCCCCACAGUCUAAGGUAAGGGUAAGGGUCCCACUGAGUGUAGUUUCCGCUUUACCCCUUCUUCACUUCGGCUUUUCCCUCGUUUUUCCCACCUUCUUUUCCUAUUAAUAUUGAUCAUGGUGUAAAAUAGUCCUUGCGUUCUUCCCUCCUGUCAAUUAUCUCUCCUCUCUUUUUGUUUUAGCCAGUCAUUCUUUGAUACCCUCAUUUUGACCGUGUCACUUCCGAAUCAGAGGGACACACAUCGCUCCUUUACGUUCUUUUGGCUUUGUACUCUACGAAGUAUCACCUGUAUAUGCUUGUUUUCAUUAGCGUCGUACUAUCAUUGUGAAUUGGGCACCCGCAAUCACGCAAUAUGGCCCGUGGAUUCCUCGCUGUCUUCAGCACCCUGCUGCUGUCUAUGGGGGCGCUUGCCGAAGAUACUUGGCCGUAUAUGACUCUACAGACGGCUGACUUCACGCCUCCUCAGCUCGAGGUGAAAAAGACUGGAACUACUGACCCAGGCUACAUCUUCAUUGGGCCUCGGGGUAACCAGCCGAAUGGCACUGCGGCCCUCAUCUACGAUGAGGACGGCAACCUUGUAUAUCAAGGCCCUACCGAGGUGUCGGCCAACUUCAAGGUGCAAAACUUGUAUAACAAAGAUGUCAUCACCUUCUGGGCUGGUAACAUGAUGGAGCUUGGCUUUGGCUACGGCACUGUCCACAUUCUCGAUGACACUUAUGAGGAGAUCUACACUGUCACCCUUCCAGGGAACUUCAUCUCCCCUGAUGGCGUUGUAAGAGACUCUUAUAUUGAUCUCCACGAGAGCCACGUAACCAGUCGCAACACUCUGUUGGUGACCGCUUACAACAUCACUCAAUUUGAUCUGACCCCCAUUGGAGGUAAAACGGAUGACUAUAUGCUGGAUGGCAUGUUUUUCGAGAUCGAUAUCGCAACCAACAACAUCGUGUAUCAAUGGAGUGCCCUUGAACAUAUACAAGAUCUCCCCCUGGAACAGUCCAAGCAAGGUCUGGGUGACGACUAUGGCACCCAAGAAAAGCCAUGGGAUGCGUAUCACAUCAAUUCGGUGGAGCUUGUAGAUGGAGGAUGGAUUAUCUCUCUGCGUCACUACUGGUCCGGCUACUUCAUCGCCGAGAACGGCACUAUCAUGUGGCAACUGAGUGGUGAGAAGGGUGUUGGGGACUUUGAAAUCGACGAUGGUGCCGUCUUCUCGUGGCAGCACGACAUGCGCGUCUACAACCAGACGAAUGAGGGCAUGGUUCUGGACCUGUUUAACAAUGCCAACACACCGACGGAAACGGUUGCUCCCACCACUGGUCUGAGCCUGUCAUUAGACCUGGUUAACCGGAAGGUCACUACGCUGCGGACCAUGAACGAUGGUGAUGAUGUCAUCCACAGUGUCAGCCAGGGAAGCUACCAGCUGAUGAGUGAGGAAACAAGCCACGUCUUCAUAGGUUACGGUUCUAUCUCGAAGGUAAAGGAAUUCGACGCCAACAAUAAUGCGGUUCUCACCGCCCAAUUUGGGGACGACAAUGCCGUUGCGUCCUACCGUGGCUACAAGUGCCAGUGGAAGGCAACACCUUUCUGGAAACCCGCCGUCGUGGUGGAGCGGCACUCAACUUCUGCCACUGUCCAUAUGAGCUGGAAUGGAGCCACUGAGUAUGACAACUGGGCCAUCUACACGGCUAGCUCUCCUGAGUCUACCGACCAUACCUUCAUUACAUCUGCCAAACGGACAGGCUUCGAGACCGCUGUAGAUGUAAACAACUUGAGGAGUCCUUAUUUCCAGGUAGUUGCUCGGAAGGGUAACGUUCCACUCAGCAGCAUUAUUGUCCCUGUUGCUUAAAAUCCUCCGUGUCAAGUGUCGAAGACAUGCUACAUGUCUAGUCGUGGUGCGAACCUAGGUUUGUGUCACGGACGUCGCCAGCCGUGUGCAUCUUGUUGGAGAUCAUGCCACACUUUUCCUUGUAAAUCGUUGAUUUGUUGUGUUCUUGUAUAUACUUGCCAUUGACUAUACAUGUAAAUACUAUCCGCUGUUCAGG
Molecule: messenger RNA, 2071 nt
Organism: Aspergillus caelatus
Lineage: Eukaryota; Fungi; Ascomycota; Eurotiomycetes; Eurotiales; Aspergillaceae
Product: arylsulfotransferase family protein
Exons: 2
Coding region: 385-1875 (496 amino acids)
Source: RefSeq, a predicted model, not a curated record